AUGAAAUUCCCCGCAGCUGUUGCCCUCUUCUCGACUAUCUCCGCCGUGGCUGCCGCUUACGUCGGCUCUCCCUCGGCCUACACCUACACCUCGGUCCCCGAGUUCGAAAUCGAAGUCUCCCCCAACAAGACGAUCAUAGCACGCGGCACAAUCGAGCAGAUCCGCGAGCAGGCCCUGGCGCACAACCCCAAUUGGGAUGAGGAGUACUACGCUCCCGCCCAGAAGCUCGCUGAAGAGCGAUACCAACUCGUUCCAGCUGGCGCAGACGCCAACUCGACAGGGUCAACCCCCAGCCUUGAGAAACGCCGCGCCGAGGACUUUGACAGUCUUCGUAUCACUUGUGGCAGGCCAUGGCAUGCUGUCUCAUACGAGGGUGCGCUGAAGGAGGCGCUUCGUUUGUAUGGUGUCAAGGGCACGCCACAAAAUGGUCCCGGGCCGGGUAACUGUGGGCGUGUAGGCUGCUCGUACGGGACGGCGAUAAUUUGGUGUAAUGAUGACACGGAGACGAAGACGCUCAGCAGCUUUGAUGAGAUUGCGGAUGGGGCGUUUGCUAUCAUGCAGAAGUGCGCCCAUGACAAGCAUGGUGAGGGUACCAAGGCUCAGAGUACAGGAUCGACUGCUCCAGAUGCAGCUACACUAAAUUAA
Messenger RNA from Aspergillus nidulans FGSC A4, 645 nucleotides. RefSeq lists its product as uncharacterized. The transcript is spliced from 4 exons. Lineage: Eukaryota; Fungi; Ascomycota; Eurotiomycetes; Eurotiales; Aspergillaceae. The record is from RefSeq and is a predicted model, not a curated record. The coding region runs from base 1 to 645 and encodes 214 amino acids.